GCUCAUUUCCUCGGAUCUUGACGCAGCAGUUGCUCAGGCGGAAAUGGCACUUGAGGCGGAAGAAGUGAGAGCACUUCCACUUGCUGAAGAUUCGACUCCACAAGUUCCACCUCGUCCUGAUGGUCUAGAGGCGGCAUUAGAAACAGUACUACAAUCUCAAGCUGCACUACUUGGUGAAGACGAGGAGACGGAUGUUGAGCGCCACAGUGAGACCGUUGCAGCUAUUCUUGAUCGCGCUGCUCUCACAAAUUAUCAAGGGCCCUCGAUGCAUGAAGAUGAAGUAGAAGAUGAAGUCGGGAAGCUUGUUCUGCGAAACUCUUCUACAACAAGUAGAAAAACCAGAUCAACAUCCUCGUCCUCGAGAUUGACGAGGAAUACAUCAACUGCUGGUGCAAUAACUGAAACAUCAGCAACUGCGGAAGCAGAUGAGAGAAAGCAAGCUUCAACGAGGAGUACGCCGAGUGUUGUAGUAGGCGGUGGUGCAUCUUCGGAAGAUAUCUUUAUUGUACCCGGCGCUGAUGAGCAGACACAGCAAACUGCUGACUUAGCUCCCGCAGAAAACGAGGCCUUAGAAGGGUUAGUCGCUGCGAUCCGAGCAAGCAGCAGCAACAAGGCUGGCGAAAGCGCUCCUGUAGCAGAUGUGAUUGCAGCGAUUUGGGACGCCAGUCGCGGUGUGUCCUCUGCGUCUACUGUCCACCGAAAUGCGAGCGUCGCACAACGAGAUG
This is a messenger RNA of Amoebophrya sp. A25, 725 nucleotides long. NCBI's taxonomy places the organism in Eukaryota, Dinophyceae, Syndiniales, Amoebophryaceae. The record is from the annotation of a GenBank genome assembly.